Tremella mesenterica DSM 1558 is the source of this 624-nucleotide messenger RNA. RefSeq lists its product as uncharacterized. Bases 1 to 624 code for a protein of 207 amino acids. NCBI's taxonomy places the organism in Eukaryota, Fungi, Basidiomycota, Tremellomycetes, Tremellales, Tremellaceae. Gene Ontology annotation, molecular function: GTP binding; GTPase activity. Gene Ontology annotation, biological process: small GTPase-mediated signal transduction. The record is from RefSeq and is a predicted model, not a curated record. The transcript is spliced from 10 exons.
AUGGGAGGGAAACCUAUAUCGAGAAAACUUGUCGUUUUAGGUGAUGGAGCAUGUGGAAAGACAUCACUCUUGACUGUUUUUACAAAGGGAUAUUUCCCUACGACUUAUGAACCCACAGUGUUCGAGAAUUACGUAGAGCUCAUGCAGGUGGAUGAACAGACUGUAGAGUUUUCUCUUUGGGAUACGGCUGGACAAGAAGAUUUUGAUAGAUUACGAUCUUUAUCUUACUCUGAUACUCACGUCGUGAUGAUUUGUUUCUCUGUUGAUUCCCCCGCCUCAUUAGAAAACGUUGAAUCUAAAUGGAUACAAGAAGUCAAUCAGUAUUGUCCCGGUGUCAAGGUCAUACUCGUCGCUUUGAAAUGUGAUCUGAGGGAAGAUGUCACAGUGAAGGAGAAAUUGGCCAGGAGAAAUAUGCGUACGGUUUCUUAUGAGGAGGGAUUGGCGGUAGCUAGAGUCAUUAGAGCGACUCGGUAUCUAGAAUGUUCUUCACUACAUAAUCGAGGAGUACAAGAAGCUAUCUACGAAGCUGCUCGAGUAGCAAUAGGAUCCAGAGCUAAAGGUGUCACUGGUCAAAAUGGUUUCCCACGAUUUUCAUGGAGAGAUCGAAGUUGCGUCAUAUUGUGA